UGCUUCCACCACCAAAAGCUCUGAGCACAAAAUAAGAGAGAGGAGUGAAAUGGUAAAGAAUUAAAUCCAAAAAACAAAGAAAAAUGAGUUUUAAAUAAAAUUUUCGAAAAAAAAGAAAAUAAAAUCGCUAGGGUUUGACGCCAAAAAUUGGAAGAGGAGUGAGGUGAGUCGCCGAUUCCACCCGUCAACUUCGAUUCUCUAGGAUCCGUCGGUCUGUAGCCCCCACUGAGAAAUUUUCGCGUUAAUUUUUUGGGUUUUUGUAGGGAGAGAGUUUUCGAGAGAGAGCGCUUUGAGCUCGGGGGGUGUUUUUGAACGUUGGGAUCCGAGGGUCCUGAUAGGGUUUCAGUUGGAAUUUUAUUUUGGUGGGAUUUGAUUUUUUUUUUGAGCCUUUUUGGGUUUUUCAUUUUUUUCCAAUUUCUUAUUUUUGGUGAUUUGGGUUUUUGUUGGAUGCGUGUGAAUUUGGGUUGAGGUGCAUGCAGUCUGGUGGCGGAGGGGGAGGCGGGCCCGGCCGGGGAGUGGGCCCUGCUGGCCGUGCCGGAUCGACGUCAUCGGCUGCUUCGCCAUCUUCAUCGUCCUCGGCCGUGUCCACGCCGCAACUGGGUUUUGAUUCGGUGCAGCAUCAACAACAUCAGCAGCAGCAACAACAGCAGCAGCAGCAAUUGGGGUCUAGACAGCCAUUACACCAACAACAAUUUUUAAGAAAACCUGAAGGGAAUGAAGCUCUUUUAGCAUAUCAAGCUGCUGGUCUGCAAGGAGUUUUGGGAGGGGGCGGCUCCAGUCAAAUGCCUCAACAAUCUAGGAAGUUCAUUGAUUUGGCUCAACAACAUGGCUCCCAGGAUGGACAGAGUCGUAGUCAAGGUGUUGACCAGCAAGCGGUAAAUCCAGUUCAUCAAGCAUAUCUUCAGUAUGCUUUUCAGGCUGCCCAGCAGAAGUCAGGUUUGACAAUGCAACCUCAGCAGCAAGCUAAAAUGGGAUUGUUGGGGCCGCCAUCUGGAAAGGAUCAGGACAUGCGAUUGGGAAAUAUGAAAAUGCAGGAAGUCAUGUCUAAUCAGGCACCUAGUCAGGCACUAGCAUCGUCUUCUAAGAAUUUGACGGAACACUUUAUUCGUGGAGAAAAGCAGGUUGGCCAAGGACAGCCAUCAGUCUCUGACCAAAGGAGUGACUCGAAGCCUUCAGCCCAACCAUCAGGCAUGGGUCAAUUCAUGCCCGGAAACAUGUUAAGGCCAAUGUUGGCACCACAGUCUCAGCCAAGUGGCCAAACCAUGCCAAAUAACCAGAUUGCGUUGGUUAAUCAGUUGCAAGCAUUUGCACUUGAGCACAACAUUGAUCUUUCACAGCCUGGAAAUGCAAACUUAAUGUCACAGCUCAUUCCACUGUUGCAGUCGAGGAUUUCUGCUCAACAAAAAGCUAAUGAAAGCAACAUUGGGGCACAAUCCUCACCUGUUCCAGUGUCAAAGCAACAGGUUACUUCUCCUCCAGUAGCAAUUGAGAGUUCUCCUCGUGCUAAUACAUCAAGUGAUGUAUCUGGACAGUCUAGCUCUGCAAAAGCAAAGCAGACAGUUGCGGCUAACCCGUUUGGUUCAGGUUCAAAUAGUAGCAUAUUUAACAAUAGUAACGGCCCUAUGCAGCAGUUUUCUGUUCAUGGCAGAGAAAACCAGAUGCCACCUAGGCAGUCAAAUCCUAUUGGAAAUGGAAUGACUUCUACCUAUCCCACAGUGUCAUCCGCAAACACAAGCCAGGGGGUGGAUCACUCUUUUCAUGUAAAAAAUUCACAAAACAAUCCAGAAACUUUGCAGAUGCAAUACCAUCGACAGUUGAGUGGAUCUUCUCCACAAGCUGUAGUUCCUAAUGAUGGGGUUUCUGGCAACAAGAGCCAGUCACAAGGUGGACUGGCUACUCAGAUGGGACAGCAACGCCAUGGGUUCACUAAACAGCAGCUGCAUGUUCUUAAAGCACAAAUACUAGCAUUUAGGCGACUCAAGAAAGGUGAAGGCACACUCCCUCAAGAACUUCUACGGGCUAUUGCUCCACCACCUCUUGAGAUGCAGCCACAGCAGCAAUUGCUUCCUGGAGGAGGAAAUAUUCAUGAUAAAUCUUCUGGGAAAACUUUAGAAGAUCAUGUGCGUCAUAUGGAGUCCAAUGAGAAAGAUUCACAGGCUGUGGCAUCAAUGAAUGCACAGAACGGUGCAAAAGAGGAAGCUUUUGCCGGAGAAGAGAAAGCAAUUGUAUCAACAGUCCAUGUGCAAGGAGCGCUCGCUGUGGUGAAGGAACCUACUCCUUUGGUGUCUUCUGGAAAAGAAGAGCAGCAUUCGACUUUAUCUUCUGUAAAGUCAGACCAUGAAGUUGAACGUGGUAUUCAAAAAGCUUCUGCUAGAAGUGAGAUUAAAGUUGAUAGGGGGAAGUCUGUUGCAUCACAGGUCACACAGGUCGCUGUAUCUGAUGUCAUGCAAGUUAAAAAGCCUGCACAAGCAAGCACUGUACCACUGCCAAAAGAUGUUAGCUCUGCUAGAAAGUAUCAUGGACCUCUUUUUGAUUUCCCCUUUUUCACUAGGAAACAUGACUCUUUAGGUUCAGGGGUGAUGGUAAACAAUAACAACAACAACAACAAUAAUCUAACAUUGGCAUAUGACGUCAAAGAUCUUGUUUUUGAGGAAGGUGUGGAAGUUCUUAACAAGAAGAGGACAGAAAAUAUCAAGAAGAUUGGUGGUCUUUUGGCAGUAAAUUUGGAAAGGAAACGGAUUAGGCCCGAUCUUGUCUUGCGGUUGCAAAUUGAAGAAAAAAAGCUUCGACUUUCAGAUUUACAGGCACGCUUAAGAGAUGAAAUUGAUCAACAUCAGCAGGAAAUAAUGGCAAUGCCUGACAGGCCUUAUCGGAAGUUUGUUCGGCUUUGCGAACGUCAGCGGAUGGAGCUGUCUAGGCAAGUGCAGGCCUCUCAGAAAGCAAUGAGAGAGAAGCAACUGAAAUCUAUUUUCCAAUGGCGUAAGAAGCUUCUAGAAGCUCACUGGGCCAUUCGCGAUGCACGGACUGCACGUAACAGGGGAGUUGCCAAAUAUCAUGAGAGAAUGUUGAGGGAAUUUUCGAAGAGAAAGGAUGAUCAUAGGAAUAAAAGGAUGGAAGCACUGAAGAAUAAUGAUGUUGAAAGGUACAGGGAAAUGUUGCUGGAACAGCAGACUAGUAUCCCAGGGGAUGCAGCAGAGAGAUAUGCUGUUUUAUCAUCUUUCCUGAGUCAGACUGAGGAAUAUCUUCAUAAACUUGGAAGUAAAAUAACAUCAGCUAAGAAUCAGCAAGAAGUGGAAGAGGCAGCAAAUGCUGCUGCAGCUGCUGCACGUUUACAGGGUCUCUCAGAGGAAGAAGUUAGGACGGCAGCGGCUUGUGCUGGAGAGGAAGUAAUGAUUAGAAAUCGAUUUAUUGAGAUGAAUGCACCUAGAGACAGUUCAUCUGUUAACAAGUAUUAUAGUCUUGCACAUGCUGUGAAUGAAAGGGUCAUAAGGCAACCCUCGAUGUUACGGACUGGAAACUUAAGAGACUAUCAACUUGUUGGGUUGCAAUGGAUGCUUUCUCUGUAUAACAACAAAUUAAAUGGAAUAUUAGCAGAUGAAAUGGGUCUUGGGAAAACAGUACAGGUAAUGGCAUUGAUUGCAUAUUUAAUGGAGUUCAAAGGGAACUAUGGGCCGCAUCUCAUAAUUGUUCCAAAUGCUGUCUUGGUAAAUUGGAAGAGUGAGUUGCAUACUUGGCUUCCAUCCGUGUCAUGCAUUUAUUAUGUUGGUGGGAAGGAUCAACGGGCAAAAUUGUUUUCUCAAGAGGUUUGUGCCUUGAAGUUUAAUGUCCUCGUGACAACUUAUGAGUUCAUUAUGUAUGAUCGGUCUAAACUCUCAAAAAUUGAUUGGAAGUAUAUAAUAAUUGAUGAAGCACAAAGGAUGAAAGACAGGGAAUCGGUUCUAGCACGUGAUCUUGAUAGGUAUCGUUGCCAAAGGCGCUUGCUUUUGACAGGAACACCAUUGCAGAAUGAUUUAAAGGAACUCUGGUCACUUUUAAAUCUGCUUCUUCCAGAAGUAUUUGAUAAUCGGAAAGCAUUUCAUGACUGGUUUUCAAAACCCUUUCAAAAGGAAGCCCCUACACCAAAUGCAGAAGAUGACUGGCUUGAAACUGAAAAGAAAGUUAUCAUCAUUCACCGACUUCAUCAAAUUUUAGAGCCUUUUAUGCUUAGGCGGCGUGUUGAAGAUGUGGAAGGUGCACUCCCAUCUAAGAUCUCCAUCGUUUUGAGGUGUAGAAUGUCAGCCAUUCAAAGUGCUGUAUAUGACUGGAUCAAAUCAACAGGCACUAUUCGAGUGGAUCCUGAAGAAGAGAAGCUAAGGAUUCAAAAAAAUCCACAAUACCAGCCCAAAGUGUACAAAACAUUAAAUAAUAGAUGUAUGGAACUGCGAAAAACUUGCAAUCAUCCGCUGCUCAAUUACCCGUUCUUCAAUGAUUUUUCCAAGGAUUUUCUUGUAAGAUCCUGUGGGAAAUUAUGGAUCCUGGACAGGAUCCUUGUUAAACUUCAAAAAACAGGGCAUCGAGUACUUCUUUUCAGUACCAUGACAAAACUCCUUGAUAUUUUGGAAGAAUACUUGCAGUGGCGUCAUCUUGUCUUCAGAAGGAUUGAUGGAACAACCAGUUUAGAAGACCGUGAGUCAGCUAUAGUGGAUUUCAACAGACCUGGUUCAGACUGCUUUAUCUUCUUACUUAGUAUUCGUGCUGCGGGUCGGGGUCUUAAUCUCCAGUCUGCUGAUACAGUUGUCAUAUAUGAUCCUGAUCCAAACCCUAAAAAUGAAGAGCAGGCAGUUGCUAGAGCCCAUCGCAUUGGACAGAAGAGAGAGGUCAAGGUCAUCUAUUUGGAAGCAGUUGUUGACAAAAUGGCUAGCCAUCAGAAAGAGGAUGAACUACGAAGUGGAGGUACAGUUGAUUCAGAGGAUGACCUUGCUGGUAAGGACCGGUAUAUCGGAUCAAUUGAGAGCCUCAUAAGAAACAAUAUUCAACAGUACAAGAUUGACAUGGCUGAUGAGGUUAUCAAUGCUGGGCGUUUUGACCAGAGAACAACUCAUGAAGAGAGACGUAUGACUCUGGAAACCUUACUGCAUGAUGAAGAAAGGUACCAAGAAACUCUUCAUGAUGUUCCCUCAUUACAGGAGGUAAAUCGCAGGAUUGCUAGAAGUGAAGAAGAAGUUGAAUUGUUUGAUCAGAUGGACGAAGAACUUGACUGGAUUGAAGAAAUGACAAGGUACAACCAGCUCCCCAAAUGGCUUCGAACCAGUACAAACGAAGUAAACGCUGUGAUUGCCAGUUUAUCAAAAAGACCAUCUAAGACCACUUUGUUGGGUGGCAAUGCUGGUUUGGAGUCCACUGAAAUGGGCUCUGGUUCAUCUCCGAAAACUGAAAGAAAGAGGGGGCGGCCCAAGAAAAAUCAUCCUAGCUACAAGGAGUUAGAUGAUGACAAUGGCGAAUACUUUGAAGCAAGUUCUGAUGAGAAUGAAGAAGAGGGAGAAGUUGAAGAGUUAGAGGAUGAUGAAUAUAGUGGUGCUGUUGAGGCAACACCAAUUAUUAAGGAACAAGUGGAAGAGGAUGUCCUUGAAUGUGAUGGUGGAUACGAAUAUCCCAAGGAUUCAGAAAGAGUUAGAAACAACCACAUACUAGAAGAAGCUGGGUCCUCAGGAUCAUCCUCAGACAGUCGGAGAUUGAUGCAGACAGUGUCUCCCGUUUCUUCUCAGAAAUUUGGGUCCCUGUCUGCCUUAGAUGGUAGGCCGGGAUCUGCUUCAAAGAGGAUGCAAGAUGAUGUAGAGGAAGGUGAGAUUGUCGUAUCGGGUGAUUCUCAUGUGGACCAUUUGGACCACCAACAAUCUGGAAGUUCGAAUCAUGACCGUGAUGAAGGUGAAGAUGAACAGGUUUUGCAACCCAAGAUCAAGAGGAAGCGUAGCCUUCGGGUUCGCCCUCGUCAUACCAUAGAGAGGCCAGAGGAGAAGUCUGGUAGUGAGACGCCAUCUCUUCAACGGGGAGAUUCAUCUCUGUUGCCAUUUCAUGUGGACCAUAAAUCUCAAGCACAGUCAAGGGCUGAUUCUGAAAUCAAAACAUAUGGAGAGCCCCAUGCUGUAAAGCACGACCAAAGUGAUUCAUCUUCAAAAACUAGGCGAAUUUUGCCUAGGAGAGGCUCUAAUAUGUCCAAAGUGCAUGUUUCACCUAAAUCUGGCAGAUCAAAUGGCAUGUCUGAUCCUGCGGAAGAUGCUGCUGAACCCCACAGAGAAAAUUGGGAUGGAAAAGUUGGGAAUACUAGUGGAACUUCUGUUUAUGGCACAAAAAUGUCUGAGAUCGUCCAGAGAAAGUGCAAGAAUGUAAUUAGCAAGUUCCAAAGGAGAAUAGACAAGGAAGGUCCUCAGAUAGUACCUUUACUAACAGAUUUGUGGAAGCGCAUUGAAAAUUCUAGUUACGCAAGUGGAUCUGGAAAUAAUCUCUUGGAUUUACGAAAGAUUGAUCAGCGGAUAGAGAGGUUGGAGUAUGCUGGAGUAAUGGAGCUUGUGUCCGAUGUGCAGUCUAUGUUGAAAAAUGGAAUGCAGUUUUAUGGGUUUAACUAUGAGGUAAGAACUGAAGCCAGGAAAGUACAUGAUCUUUUCUUUGAUAUCUUGAAAAUAGCUUUUGCGGAGACUGAUUUUCGAGAAGCCAGAAGUGCACUCUCAUUUACUAGCCCAGUUUUAACCAGCAAUGCUCCGUCCCCUAGGGCGGCAACUGUUGGCCUAAGCAAGAGACACAAACUGAUAAAUGAGGUGGAGCCUGACUCAACCCCCCAACAGAAGCCACAACAACGUGCACCAAUUUUCAACGGCGAAGACACAAGGGUGCGAAGCCAUAUGCUCCAGAAGGAAUCAAGACUUGGGAGUGGAAGUGGUAACAGUCGGGACCACUAUCACCAGGAUGAUUCUCCACCGCUUGCUCAUCCAGGGGAUCUGGUUAUCUGCAAGAAAAAGAGAAAAGACAGGGAGAAGUCCGUGGUGAAGACCAGGACUGGAUCUGCUGGCCCUGUUUCACCCCCAAGCGUGGGUCGCAGUAUUAGAAGUCCAGGUCCAAAUUCAGUUCCAAAACAGAACCCCCAUUCGCAAGGGUGGGCUAACCAGCCUGGUCAGCCGACGAACAAGGGUGGAGGGUCGGUCGGUUGGGCCAAUCCCGUGAAGAGGUUAAGGACAGAUUCUGGAAAGAGACGCCCGAGCCAUUUAUGACUCCGCAUAAGGAUUGACAGAUGAUGUGCUGGAAGACGACGUCGCUCCUUUUCUUCUUCUCCAUCUUGUUCAUAGAUUUAGUGGCAUAAGCGCAGUUAGCCAGACUGUUCAUACAGUGUAGGUCUUGGUUUACCAUCACCUUUUUUUCGUAAAAUUCUCAGUAGUUGUUUCUUAAAACUUGCGUGGCUCGCAGGUCUUACCCUCCCUCUGAUAGAGGAGAGGAGAGCAGACCUUUGUAAAGUAAGACAUUCCCUUGGUACCAAAUCUUGAAGAUUUCAUGUUUAUCA
Molecule: messenger RNA, 7528 nt
Organism: Pyrus x bretschneideri (Chinese white pear)
Lineage: Eukaryota; Viridiplantae; Streptophyta; Magnoliopsida; Rosales; Rosaceae
Product: ATP-dependent helicase BRM
Exons: 14
Coding region: 474-7241 (2255 amino acids)
Biological process (GO): positive regulation of transcription by RNA polymerase II
Cellular component (GO): nucleus
Molecular function (GO): ATP-dependent chromatin remodeler activity; ATP binding; DNA binding
Source: RefSeq, a predicted model, not a curated record